Esox lucius (northern pike) is the source of this 3256-nucleotide messenger RNA. RefSeq names its product component of oligomeric golgi complex 1 (gene cog1). Gene Ontology annotation, biological process: intra-Golgi vesicle-mediated transport. The transcript has 16 exons. Lineage: Eukaryota; Metazoa; Chordata; Actinopteri; Esociformes; Esocidae. The coding region runs from base 54 to 3035 and encodes 993 amino acids. The record is from RefSeq and is a predicted model, not a curated record. Gene Ontology annotation, cellular component: Golgi apparatus; COG complex.
UCCGGGUUGUAGUUUAUUCCAUUUGGCAUCUCGCGUUCUGGAAAGCAGCUGCGAUGUCUGUGGUUCCUGCUCAAUCUCUCCGGGUUUCGGAGAUCCGAGACCCAGCGGUUCUGUUCGAGCGGUACAAUACCGAGGAGAUUCGGGUGAUCGAGCGGAAAGUCCGGGGAGAGAUCGAACAGAAGAAGGAAGAACUCCGUCAGAUGGUGGGCGAGCGGUACAGAGAUCUGAUCGACGCCGCAGACACCAUCGGAGAGAUGCGGCAGUGUUCAGAGAGCGUCGUUAAAUCCAUCCAGGACAUGCACCGCUAUUGCCAACAGCUGAAACAGGGGAAAUGUGUUCCCCAAACCAACAGCAAAAAAGAGAUCCAGAGACAGAGCCAGGAGAAGUUCUACACCAUGGCCUCUCAGAUCAAGCUGCUGCUGGAGAUUCCAGAGAGGAUCUGGAGCUCCAUGGAGGCCUCACAGUACCUGCAGGCCACCCACCUCUACCUGCUCUGCUGCCACCUGCACAGACAGCUCCACCUUGAGGGUGGAGGACCACACUACAGCCCAGUUCUUGCUCGCUUCCCCAUCUUGGUCCGGCAGGUGGCUGCAGCUGGUCACUUCAGGUCCACCAUCUUAAUGGACAGUAAGUCAGUGCUGCGCGGUCGGGCGGUAUCAGACCAGGCGAUUGCAGAGGCCCUAGUGUCCACCAUGCUCUUGGAAGACAGCUCUCCACGACAGGCCUUGGCUGACUUCCUGCUUGCCAGGAAGGCCUCAAUACAACAGCUACUGAACCAGCCGCAACAUGGGGCUGGUAUCAAGGCCCAGGUGUGUAGCCUAGUGGAGCUUCUGGUGACCACCCUGUACCAGGCCUACGCUGUCUUCUAUGUACCCCCAGAGGGAAGCCCCCGGCUGGGGGACGGCGGGUUGAGCUCUGGCCUCCUUUUUACCACCUUGGAGAAUGUCACCUCCCCUACAGCUGGAGGUAAAGGUAAACGAGUCCUACAGGAGGAGGUCAGCACAGGGAGCUGGUUGAAGUACCUCCCCGUAUCUAUUGCUGAGUUCCAGCCCACCCUCCGCACCCUGGCUCAGCCAAUCCAGAAAGAGCAGCUCCGAGACACCCUGCAGCAGUGGAUCGACACGUGUAAGGAGGACAUCUGCAGUGGCGUCAGCGGCCUGCUGGUCUACGUCAAGAGUCUGAGGGGCCUGGCCUCCAUCAGAGAUGCUGUGUGGGACCUGCUCUCUACCGACUCCAUCAGCCGACACUGGAGCUCCAUCUGCCAGCGCCUGUUAGAGCGCCCCCUGGCGCUGUGGGAGGACUUCCUGCAACAGCUCUUCCUACACCGCCUGCAGGCCAUCACCCAGGAGAGCACUGAGACCAUCUCGGCCAGCUCCAGACAGCUCCUCUCGGCGGCCCUACGAGACCUAGGCCAGCCGGCCCCUCCGGGCUCCGGCCCUCCCCUCCCCAGCCGAGGGGCCCUCUACGAGGCAGACGUGGCGUCCUUCCUCUGGUCAGAGGCCCAGGGGGACCUGCUGAGUGACGCCGCCUGGGUCAGUGUGGCCCAGCGGGGGACGCAGCUCCGGAGCGGCCUGGCCAUGAAGACCCAGGCCCUGACACCCUGCGUCCAGAGCUUCUGCUCGUCGCUGGACGCCAAGCUCCGAGCCAGGCUGGACGACCUGCAGCACUACCUGCCCUCGGACAACGCAGACGCCCAGGCCUUCCCUUCCACCUCCACAGUUUCCUCUGGUUCCAGUUCCAGCACCACCUCAUCGUUUGACCGGUUCACAGACGCCGCUGCCGUGGAGGAGACCCUGCGCCAACGCAGUCUGGAGUGUGUACGGGACAUCAUCCGCUGCGUCCGCUCGGAACUGGGGGCGGACCUGCCUGUCGGCGCCUGCCCCAACUCCGCCCAUCUCAACUCUGUGCUCUUCCUGGCUCGCCUUUGCCAGUCCAUGAGUGAGCUUUGCCCCAACCUCAGGCAAUGCAUUCUGGGUAAGCAGGGCGGGGCCGCUGCCGACCUCAUCACCAGGGGAACACCGCGACAAAGCAGGAAGCUGGGAAAGACGGCUGCGAAAGCAAUUGAGGUUAGCCCUGGACAGGCAAAGUGGGCUGGUCUUAGGGAGGAGCUUCUGGCUGUCAGCAUGGAGGCUUAUCAGAUUUGGAGCUCCGCCCUUACUAAGACGCUAGUGGGAAGGUUUGCUACAUCACUGCAUUCUGAGUCUGCUGGGGACAUCCUAGCAACUGCAACCAACUGGGAGGAGUUAGAGAUUCAGGAGGAGGCGGAGUCGGGGAGCAGUGUCACCUCAAAGAUUAGACUUCCUGUCCAGCCAUCUUGGUUUGUUCAGUCCCUGCUGUUCCACCUGUGUCUGGAGGUGAAUCGUGUGGGGGGCCACGCCCUGCCACGCCCCACCCUGCAGGAGCUGCUCCGAGGCUGCCUCGACCUGGUGCUGCAAGAGUACCAGAAACUGACCCAUAUUUCACAGGUCAAGGAAUGUCCGUUCCCGAUGACCCAGAACCGCUCUCUGCAGCUGCUGUUCGACCUGAGAUUUCUCAGUGCCACCCUGACUACUAGACUGGAGGAGGGCAAGGGCUCUCGGUCUUACCAGGACCCCAGGGUCCAGGAGGUUUGUGAUUUAUUGGAGAGCUACAUUGACCCCUUUGACCUGGAUGUUUUCACGCCGCCACUCAACAGCAACCUCAACCGCCUAUCACAGAGAACUUCGGUGUUGUUGGGGCUGUUGACUGGGACAGAGAAACAGUUUGUCUCACGAAGCCCCAGCGUCACUUCACAGGAACCCUAUAACAUCCUGCCGCUGGCCAGCAGUCAGAUCAGGUUUGGACUGUUGCCUCUGAGCAUGACUAACUCCCGCAAGAACAAGUCCUCCACACGGGGGCCUGACCCCACACGGCCCCUGGCCCCACCCACCUCUAAACCUGCCCAUGAAGACACCUUCCGCCCCGGCAACCUGUUCAGACAGCUAGCCAAUCAGGAGGAGGAGCCAGCAGCGCCGUCACUAUUCAAGCUGGGCUGGCUCUCCGGCAUGGCCAAAUAGGGCACUCGUCCCAAACGGCCACCCAUUCCCUACAUAGUGCACUACUCUUAAGGGAGCGCUGGUCCAAAGUAGUGCACUGUUUAUGGAAUAGGGAACAUAAGCAUCUGGAACGUAACUAAAGAGUUUUAAUGAGGGGCUUUUUAAACAUGUCCAACUGUACAGAGAAAAGUAUAAAACAUGUAUGAAUGAGUGUGCAAUAUAAGAGUAAUGUUGUGAAAUGA